CUGCACUAUAUCAUUUCACCACGGGUCCUCCAACCCUCCUCCGAUCAUCCUCUCUCGCCUGCGUCCUGGAUAGCGACUUCACCGAGAUCCUUCCCUGUCCUGCAGGGCCUCAAGGAUGAGUUCAACCUCGGAUGGGGCUCAGCACUUUUCGAGCAGUCUUGACGGAGCCACAAUCUGCGUACUUCUCUGGAGCGGUUUGUACUUAUGGGAGAUCGUAAGAGCCCUGCCGUUCAAUUGGAUGGUCCUCUCCGGCAAGAGGGGGUGUCGAUGGGGAAUUUUCGUCUUAUACUGGCCUUUUCGUACCCUUGCUGCUCUUUCCUUCGCGUUCGCCAUCAUCAAUAUCUUCCCGCCUCAAUGGCAGCCCCACUCCGCCCUGACUUUGCACUAUGUGGGCGAGAGUGUAAACAUGAUUGCACGAGUUAUGGUGUAUCAUAUGCUCACAAUCCAAGUAGCUGCCGUAUGGAAGAGCUGGUCAGUUUCAUAUCCCUUGGUAGCAGGAAUGUUGUCAGUUUGGGCCGUCACCGCCUUCUGUAUCUCACGUAUACGAACUGACUGGGGGGCAACCAUCAUGCUGAAGGUCUUCACUAGCUGCUGUCUGUGCCUUUGCACAGCUAUCUUCGCCUUGUUUGUUGCCGGCCUGAUAAGAGCUCGAGCGCAGAGCCGCAGCAACCCUCUACAUCAAAGAUACGGUCAGAUGUCACCCUGGGCGAUGCUGCGGGAAGAGCGGGUCCAGUUCGUCGUCCCGCUCUGGGUGGCGCAGGUCAUUGAUUCGUCGACGAAGCUUGCUGCGAACAGAAUCAGUGGUUUCACUGCAGUCGGCAUCACUUGUUAUAUCGUGAUCAUCGUCAGCGGAGGCAGAGCUUACCAGCACAUGGUGAACCACAGCGACGUCUGCCCGAUGACCCGCGUGCCUUGCCUUAUAACCUCCGUCGUCCGGUCGAGCAAGAGCAGGCCGAAGGGCGGCGACCUCACCGACGGCUCUCCCGUCGUGCGCCUAUCGCAAGAGCGCCAGCACUCGCAGCUUUUCGGCUGCCCCCACCAGCAUAGGCGCACGUCCACGUCGACCAGCAAGUGCGUCACACGGCACGACGUCAUUGAGCUCGAGAUGCUGAACAGCCUCGACCGCCUGCCGUCCGCCGCGUCGGGCGACACAGCGAAGCAUCCGGUGACCGACGAGUCGGCAUCGUCCGCCGAGGUCAGGUCCGUCCUGAAGGACGCCGACGCCUCACUGAGCCCGUGACCCUGCCGAGUGAGUGCACCCGCUCGCUGCUCGCACGCAGAUCGCAGUAAUCCAUCGCAAACCCCGUCUCGUUGAUCUCUUGAUCGCUCGUACUAUCCCCAUGGGCGCCACCGCACGCGCCACGCCGCCCGUGGUACGCUAGAUCGUGUCGACUGUCCCGCUCAUGUUCGGCCGUACACGCAUGUAGCCUCUGUCCUCUAUAUCUCCUCUGCCCCUGACAUUCGUUUGCAAUUCGCGUGUAUAGAAGAACGAAGCGCGCGCAUACCAAUCCCUGACACACGUACUCACGACAGUGUGUUUUCUUUAUAUAUAUCUCCGUUUGAG
Molecule: messenger RNA, 1564 nt
Organism: Phanerochaete carnosa HHB-10118-sp
Lineage: Eukaryota; Fungi; Basidiomycota; Agaricomycetes; Polyporales; Phanerochaetaceae
Exons: 15
Coding region: 569-1240 (223 amino acids)
Source: RefSeq, a predicted model, not a curated record